ACAGACUGUCGCUCCCAGCCCGUCCAGGAGAAAAAAUGCUGUCCAAGAAAGUGGGCAAACAUCUGGGUCACCCCACGUAUUCUUUAUCUGGAUGGUUGGUGACCAAAUUCCUUAAAUGGCACAAUCAGAUUUUGGAGGAGAAUGCAGUGAAAUUGAGCAACAUACAACUCAACGACACAGUGCUGGAGCUGGGUCACGGGCCGGGCUUCGGUCUUCAGGAGGCCUCGCAGCUCCUCAUGGGCCCGAGAGGGAAACUGCUGGGUGUGGACUAAUCACAAUACAUGCAUCAGAUGGCCAGCAAGCGCAUGGAGGAGCAGAUCUCCAGAGGAAAGGCUGUGUUGUAUCACAGUGAUUUGGUGGCCAUGCCGAUAGAGGAAAACACUGUUGACAAGGUGUUUCACUGUAACUGUUAUUAUUACUGGCCGGAUCUCAAAGCGGGAGCGAAAGCGAUCCACACAGUGAUGAAACCAG
Molecule: messenger RNA, 471 nt
Organism: Rhinichthys klamathensis goyatoka
Lineage: Eukaryota; Metazoa; Chordata; Actinopteri; Cypriniformes; Leuciscidae
Exons: 2
Biological process (GO): sterol biosynthetic process
Cellular component (GO): endoplasmic reticulum
Molecular function (GO): sterol 24-C-methyltransferase activity
Source: RefSeq, a predicted model, not a curated record